UCUUGAAGCAGGCCAGACAGUGCGGAAUGAGAGAACUCUUUAGUAGUGUGCACUGUCUCAGAGUGAAGUAUUGGAAACAUGCACGCAGCGUACUGGAUAAGCCUGGUGAUGUGCCUGGCCCCAGGUUUCUGUUCUGCACAAAAACCGAAGCCUUGUCGUGUUCCAGAUAUGUAUACUGGAGCUAUGAUUCUGUCAUCCAAGGGCGAAUUCCAUGGUGUUGAUGCGUAUUCAUAUGAUGCCAUUAACAAACGCAUACGCUUACAAGGAAUACGUUUUUUGAACAACGAAACCGUCUCUUAUGAUGGCCUGUUACUAUACAAAAAGAGAAUUAUGUACAAAAUCAACCCAGAUGACCAAACCUGCGUGAAGACAAAGCUUAAGUCCAAAUUUCACCCCAUGGAGGUCCCCAAGGGGGCCGUCUUCCUGGCCCCGGUGGUUCUGGGAACCUCCUCCAGCCCUGGUCAGGGUCUGGUUGUCAACACCUUUUUAGGAUUAAUGCCUAACGGCUCCUAUUUGAUGACGGUCACUAAUGAUCUUUGCCUACCUGUCUCUAUGGUUGUGCAUGAUGACAAACGUCAGAUGAGUCUGAGCUUCUUCGACAACAUGCUUGGGGCAGAUCCUAUAGAUUUCAUCCCUCCACCAUUUUGCAAGGACGCCAAGCUGGAUGCUAUGGAUGGGAUAGCUGAUUUCUUCUCCAUCUUUAACUGAGAUUGGUGGUGGUGGUGGUAUAUCACAGUGAAGAAAGAAAUAUGUUUUGUAAUGACAAAUGAUCAGAUCACCAAGAAACAGAACCUGAACCUUGAAUAUAUCACAAUGAAGAAAGAAAUAUGUUUUGUAAUGACAAAUGCAACCACAAGGUGCUGCACAU
Sardina pilchardus (European sardine) is the source of this 868-nucleotide messenger RNA. Its product is annotated as ependymin-1-like. Gene Ontology annotation, molecular function: calcium ion binding. The coding region runs from base 79 to 708 and encodes 209 amino acids. Gene Ontology annotation, cellular component: extracellular region; lysosome. The transcript has 6 exons. The record is from RefSeq and is a predicted model, not a curated record. Lineage: Eukaryota; Metazoa; Chordata; Actinopteri; Clupeiformes; Clupeidae. Gene Ontology annotation, biological process: cell-matrix adhesion.